AGACCUGAGUGCCGUAAUGGUCGCUAUGGAAACCUGCUGACGUACUAUUUUUAAUCCUAGUUAGCAGAGUAGUAUGUAGUUUAGUAGGUUGUAUCGUAGUUGUGGAAUCCUAGUCGUGAGGAAGUCCCUCACGUGUGACGCACGCGAGAAAGAGCCGGAACUGUCACAGCGCGAGGACACACCACAUUCUCCAGCACAGAUGCGCGCGGACUGCGUGUGUUGAUCACGUCGUUACCUUUUUUUUAGACACGGCCAACUUCGCUGUUCCUCUAGGAUUAAACACAUAAGUGCGUUGUGUGUCUGUCAGUAGCGGAUCGAAUAGUGAAGAAAGUUAGAAAAGUAUCGCGCGGCAGGCAGAGAGAGGGAGAGUGUGUGUGUGCGUGCGUGCAUGCGUGCGUGCGUGUGUGAGUAAGAGAGCGCGCGCGAGCCAUGGGCACUUUGAGAGACCUUCAGUACGCGUUACAGGAGAAGAUCGAAGAGCUGAGACAGAGAGAUGCUCUCAUUGAUGAACUGGAGCUUGAACUGGACCAGAAAGACGAACUCAUUCAGAAACUACAGAACGAGUUGGAUAAAUACCGCUCCGUGAUCCGACCGGCGACUCAGCGCGUGCACAAGGAAAGAGACCUGCAGGAGCAGCAGCGCACCAAGAGGCAGGCGAUCUCCGCUGAGCCCACUGCUUUCGACAUCCAGGACCUGAGCCAUGUAACGCUACCCUUCUACCCCAAGAGUUCACAGUCCAAAGACUUGAUCAAAGAAGCCAUCUUAGACAAUGACUUCAUGAAGAACCUGGAGCUGUCCCAGAUCCAGGAGAUAGUGGACUGCAUGUAUCCAGUAGAAUAUGGCAAGGACAGCUGCAUCAUUAAAGAGGGUGACGUAGGGUCGCUCGUUUAUGUAAUGGAAGAUGGUAAAGUGGAGGUAACAAAAGAAGGCUUGAAGCUGUGCACUAUGGGGCCUGGGAAAGUGUUUGGAGAGCUUGCCAUUCUUUAUAAUUGCACACGAACGGCCACAGUGAAGACCCUAACCAAUGUGAAGUUAUGGGCCAUCGACAGGCAGUGCUUUCAGACCAUCAUGAUGAGGACCGGCCUGAUAAAACACGCAGAGUACAUGGAGUUUCUCAAAAGUGUUCCAACAUUCCAUAGUCUUCCAGAAGAAAUACUAAGCAAGCUGGCUGAUGUCCUCGAGGAGACGCAUUAUGAAGAGGGAGAUUAUAUAAUCAGACAGGGAGCCAGGGGAGACACCUUCUUCAUCAUUAGCAAAGGAAAGGUGACCGUGACCCGAGAGGACUCUGCCAGUCAGGAUACUAUGUACCUGCGCUCUUUGGUGAAGGGCGAUUGGUUCGGAGAGAAAGCCUUGCAAGGAGAGGACAUCAGGACAGCCAGCGUCAUUGCUGCAGAGACUGUUACAUGCCUUGUAAUUGACAGAGAAUCUUAUAAGCACCUACUAGGAGGUUUGGAGGAUGUGUCCAACAAAGGAUCAGAAGAUGCAGAGGCCAACGCAAAGUACGAUGCAGAGAAUGCCUUCUUCUUCAACCUGCACCUGUCAGACUUCAACAUCAUAGACACACUUGGAGUUGGGGGAUUUGGACGUGUCGAGUUGGUGCAGCUGAAGAGUGACGAGUAUAAGACAUUUGCUAUGAAGAUCCUUAAGAAGCGCCACAUUGUAGACACCAGACAACAGGAGCACAUCCGCUCAGAGAAACUCAUAAUGCAGGAAGCUCAUUCGGACUUCAUUGUCAGGCUAUACAGGACCUUUAAGGACAGUAAAUACUUGUAUAUGUUGAUGGAGGCGUGUCUGGGAGGGGAAUUAUGGACCAUCCUCAGAGACAGAGGUUCAUUUGAAGAUUCUACUACACGAUUUUACACGGCAUGUGUAGUGGAGGCUUUUGCCUAUCUGCAUUCCAAAGGCAUUAUUUACAGAGACCUCAAACCAGAAAACCUUAUACUGGACCACCGGGGCUAUGCCAAACUGGUGGACUUUGGCUUUGCUAAGAAGAUCGGAUUCGGGAAGAAGACUUGGACGUUCUGUGGUACACCAGAGUACGUAGCACCUGAGAUCAUUCUUAACAAAGGUCACGAUAUCUCAGCAGACUACUGGUCCUUAGGCAUCCUCAUGUAUGAACUACUAACAGGCAGCCCUCCUUUUUCUGGCCCUGACCCCAUGAAGACUUACAACAUCAUACUUAGAGGCAUUGACAUGAUUGAGUUUCCAAAGAAGAUUACAAAAAAUGCUGCCAAUCUCAUUAAAAAGCUAUGCAGGGACACUCCUUCUGAAAGAUUAGGAAAUCUGAAAAAUGGCGUCAAGGAUAUUCAAAAGCACAAGUGGUUUGAAGGCUUUAACUGGGAUGGAUUAAGGAAGGGAACGCUCACGCCUCCAAUCAUCCCUAAUGUCACAUCAGCUACAGACACAAGCAACUUUGACAGCUUUCCUGAGGACAAUGAGGACCCUCCUCCUGAUGAUAACUCUGGCUGGGAUAUAGAUUUCUAAAUCUGGACACUACAAGCAAAUCCACACUAAACUAAAGACCUGUUCCACUGUUGCCUGGAACAGAGCUGCUUCUUUUGGGACAGGCUGCAUUAAAAACCGCUUGAAGAGAGAGAGAGAGAGAGAGAGAGAGAGAGAGAGAGAGAGAGAGAGAGAGAGAGAGAGAGAGAGAGAGAGAGAGAGAGAGAGAGUGAGAACAGACCAAUUCGAGGGGAAAAAACAAUUAACUUUUUUGGUCUUGCAGGAGAGGAAUUAAAGUCCCCGUGGAUUUAUGGUACACUGGACUGCUUGUACAUCAGUCCUAAUGACAAGGGCAGGGUAAUAUAUUCAUAUUGUGUGUGUGUGUGUGUGUGUGUGUGUGUGUGUGUGUGUGUGUGUGUGUGUGUGUGUGUGUGUGUGUGCGUGUGUCUGUGUGCGUGUCUGUGUGUGUGUGUGUGUGUGUGUGUGUGUGCCUGCCACAAGCCCAUCUUAACAAAGGAUAUUGUGGAUAUGUUGUAGCAGGUUGUGACCUCAACUGUUUGCUUUUACUCCGUGAUUGGAAAGUCUUUUCUAACUCUUGUGCAGACUACUCAGUACAGUGUGCUGCACAAAACUAAAUUGAAACACUACACAUAAAGGUCAGGAAUCAGGGUGUCCAGACAGGCCUGUAAGUUAUGAUUACAGGUUAUUCCAAAACAUGUACAUAUUAAUAUAUUACCCUAAAAUGUUAUGCUUUAGCUGACGAGGCAGACAGCUGUAUAAUAAUGUAAGAAAUACAUUAUUACAUUAUUGUUGAGUAAAAGUGAAAGUUGAACAGUUUGUGAUGUUACCAGCCCAGUUUAUCACAGAUCCUAGUCUGCCUCAAAAUCUUGACAUUAUUAAUAUAAUAUGCCCAAGAAGCUCAUUGAAUUUAGGUAAUCUGCUUUAUUUAUAAUAUGAUACAGCCUAUUAUGCUGUGUUCACAUUACAAGAUUGAAGCUGGCCCAGUUUUUUUUUUUUUUUUUACUUAAAUGUGGCAUAAAUCUAUUUCUUUGAUCUUUUUUAGCAUAUUGAAUAUUACUUUAAAUUAUAAAAAUACAAAAAAGACAGAUCCUUUUAAAAAAUAUUUUAAAAAAAAAAUUAUUUUAAAGGUAUAUAACAUUAUGCAUGCACACUUCACUGCUGUCUCUGCUCUCACACCCACAGACCUGUCCACGCAGAUGUGACAGUACGAGAUGGGAAAAAGCGCAAAAGCUAUGCAGCAGGACAUUUUCUGCCUUCUUAAUCUUAUCAUGAACAGCCAACAAGCUGCCUGUUGAGCACAUGAGCAAAUAAACUUUGUGCUGAUUUGAUUGCCUUGAUAAUGAUGGAUCGUCAAAAAGAUUUAGUUUAUGUUUACAGAGCAUGAUGAUCAUUAUUGGGUCGGAAAAUGGUGUGUGAGUGCUUCAUGGUCUGAUUACAUUAAUGACAGAUACGGGUCACUAACUUACGAAUGUGAGCCAUCAAAGCUGAUCAGACCUAAGCAAAUAAAAAAAUUGAAUGAGCAAUAAGUCUUGUAAUGUGAACACAGCUGUAAGGCAAGGCUAAAGUGAGACAUAAUUGUUUGUCACCAGUAAGUAACCACUGUGAUCAGGCAGGUUUUUAACAGACCUCUGAAGUGAGCUUUGAGGAAGUGAGCUUUUAACAGCCUCAUAUCUGGGUGCAUCUAAUGAUAUGAUCAAAUAGCUUUAGAUGAAUUCAGGUGUUUCACAGAUACAACAUUUUACUUUAAAAUGUGCUGACCAUAAAAAGAAACAGUGCCUUAAGUCAAUGGCAUCCUAAUCCUCUCUAUUGAUCUGUGUGCUGCACCAAAGCCUCAACGCUCACCACAACAACACAACAAUCUCCUCUAAUACUGCAAGCAUAUUUUAGACAAUCUAUUGUGAAAAGUCACUUACCUUUUUUAACUUAACCUGCACACAGUUUGACACUGUGAAAUUGGACAGAGACACAGAAUUACAUGUUGCUAAGGCAUGAUAAUACUGAUGCCUCAGUAUUUUUUUGUGGCUUGACUGGCAGCAUAGAUGAAAACUAAUAGCACUGCAUUAUCUGUUUCAUCCUGUUUGUGAAUUUGUACUGAGCUCCCGAUGCUGAAUAUUAUACCAUAUAGCAUACCAUGUCUUAUGAAGCUGCAUUGAAGUGCCCUCCUCAUCCAAGUCCUCCCUUCUCUACUUACUGAUCUGACAUAGUCACUGCAACUAAUCCAAGAGGAGACGGCAAUUAUGAUUUGCAGUAAAUUGCAUCUAAUGCUUACUAUAAAGCCCAAAAUGGACACAAUAUAAAUCUAUGGCAUUAUUCAUCAAUUUUUUAUUUUUUUUUAAACAAGUUUUUUAAAUACGUUUUUUAAAACGUAUGGUUUCUUUGGUUGUUUUGACUGCCAGUGUUUGGCAAGGACAUGAUUCAUCUGUUAAAUAUCAGCAGUGUGAUUUCUACCUACUUGAAAAUGUUCCAGCCCUGUAUAAGGAUUGUAAUAUUGUACAUGCUCAUCAUAUUAAUUACACAUUAAUUAUAAAGCUGUUCAGCCCUAGCAGGCAUUAGCAAUGGUAUUGAAAAACAUUAAUAUAUAAUGCCUUAGAUUAUUAAAUAUUUGACAUUUCUUCAUGUAGUAAAAGAACCCGUCUUAAGUGUCUUAACUCUUUCGAAUGCCUUUACUGUCCAAAUCUGCAUCACAUUUUUUUCUUUCUUUCUUUUUUUCUUUCUUUCUUUUUGCCAAAAUGUUUAUUUUAUAUGACUGUAUUCUGAGGUCCUUGUAGUGCAUUGCCACUUGGAGAGUGGCUGCUGUUAACUUUAUAAAGCUGAAAUAAAGACAAAUUACUUUUAA
This is a messenger RNA of Tachysurus fulvidraco (yellow catfish), 5299 nucleotides long. It is a transcript of the gene prkg1a, whose product is annotated as protein kinase cGMP-dependent 1a. NCBI's taxonomy places the organism in Eukaryota, Metazoa, Chordata, Actinopteri, Siluriformes, Bagridae. The record is from RefSeq and is a predicted model, not a curated record. Gene Ontology annotation, biological process: protein phosphorylation. The transcript has 18 exons. Bases 430 to 2484 code for a protein of 684 amino acids. Gene Ontology annotation, molecular function: ATP binding; cGMP-dependent protein kinase activity.